AAAACCAAAAAUAACUGUGAAAUUAUGCUCUUUGUCAUUAUCAUCUUCCCCAGUUUUCACUCUCCCUUUUUCUUUUCUUUUCCUUGUUUGUUUCUCGGGAAAAAAGUUGUCACAGUAAAAACUUAACUAACACCCAAAAUUAAAAAAAUAAAAAAAAAUAAAAAUAAACAAUGUCAUCAUUAGCCUCACCAUCUCCAUCUCCAUCUCCAUCUCCAUCUCCAUCCUCAUCAGCAUCAUCUUCCAUUAUCUACUGUCUUACCUUUCUCCUUUCACUUUUCCUUCUUGGUCUUUUUGCCCCACAAUUUUUCCCUCUCCGGAAAAAUCAAGAACGACAACCCCUCAUCCCUAUGAACGAAGAACUCGACGAUCUCCAUCUUUUUGAAUUAGCUUCCAAUAUUGAAUUAUCCCAUGCAGUUCCCAAAAUUUCCCAUCUCAGGACCGCUAAUUCUCACCCGAAAAUCGCAUUCCUUUUCCUCACCAACUCCGAUCUCGUUUUCGCUCCAUUAUGGCAACGAUUUUUCCAGGGAAACGAACAUCUCUUCAAUGUUUACAUCCAUGCCGAUCCAUUCACCAAGCUGUCACCCCCCGAUUGGUCGAUAAAAGCCAAUUUCAUUCCCGCUAAGAAAACCCAUCGUGGCUCCCCGACGCUCGUCAACGCCGCUCGCCGUCUCCUCGCCAACGCCAUAAUCGACGAUUCAUCGAAUCUUUACUUCGCGUUGUUAUCACAACGUUGUAUUCCUCUUCAUUCGUUCAAAUACAUUUACGGUUCCCUCCUCGGGAACCCUAAUUCACCAUCGUCAUACAAGGCCUUUGGAAAUCAACGUCGUCACAAAAGUUACAUUGAGAUCUUAUUCGGCGAGCCGCAUUUGUUCAACCGUUAUGUCGCUCGUGGGCCUCGGGUCAUGCUACCCGAAAUCUCGUUCGGUCGGUUCCGAAUCGGGUCCCAGUUCUUCAUAUUGGCUAAACGACAUUCUUUGCUUGUGUUGAAAGAAAGGAUGUUGUGGAGGAAAUUCAAACUCCCUUGUAUAGAUUUAUAUUCUUGUUACCCUGAAGAACAUUAUUUUCCGACGUUGUUAUCAAUGGAGGAUCCCAAAGGAUGCAGUCAUUACACGUUGACCAGAGUCAAUUGGAAUGAUAGUAUCGACGGUCACCCGCAUACUUACCAUUCGCCGGAGGUGUCACCGAAGCUUUUACGUCAAUUGAGAACAUCGAAUUCUAGUCAUUCGUACUUUUUUGCUCGGAAGUUCGCGCCGGAUUGCUUGAAACCGUUGUUGAAAAUCGCCGACGAAGCCAUUUUCAGAGACUGAAGGGAAUUUUGGGUGACUCCGUUCUCUUAAAAUUUUGUCCAUUGGAGAGCUUAGAAUUAGUCCGAGUUAACUCAGUUAUUUAUCCCAUUUCAACAUAACUUAUU
Messenger RNA from Gossypium arboreum, 1411 nucleotides. RefSeq lists its product as uncharacterized. NCBI's taxonomy places the organism in Eukaryota, Viridiplantae, Streptophyta, Magnoliopsida, Malvales, Malvaceae. The transcript has a single exon. Bases 171 to 1307 code for a protein of 378 amino acids. The record is from RefSeq and is a predicted model, not a curated record. Gene Ontology annotation, molecular function: glycosyltransferase activity. Gene Ontology annotation, cellular component: membrane.